UGACCGUACCAUAGAAAUCUAAAUAUUAACUUAUCAUUUAGAUUUCUAUGGUAUAUAACAUUUCGGCCUGAAAUAGCCCGCUGUGUGCCUCCCUAUGUUGAUGCUUUUCUCUUAUAAAAGCUUUUCUAUAAACUAAGUGACUAUAAUCAAAUAGCAAAUCAUCACUACUUUGUACACAAUACUUCUUUUAACUGACCCUUUUUAUUAUGUAAUAAACCUUUUACUUAUAUUUAAAAAAUACUUCUCUUGAAGUUUUGUUGUCAUCUGUCAUAUUACAGAGUUCUUUUAUAAGUCACAAUGGCAUAUGUAUAUGUUUUUAGUAAUUUUCUACUUUUAGUAAUUGUACACGAGACGAGCAGUUCUUUAUUAUCGAGGUUUAGAUUCCCCCACGAAUAUGUGGGUCCACCUGAAAUGGUACAGCCUGACGAGUGGCCGCAAGACUUCUACAACAAGCUAAUAGACGAGCGGCCCGAGCUGAAUCUUAUCUUUGGACCCUUGAGGCAAGCAAGGCUACAACAUCUGCCGUUCAUCCAAACCACUGCUGCCCCCAAUAUAACAGACACUGGCAGCAUUAUUUACGAGUAUGCUGUUGAAAGCGUCCCACCUCUCAGCGAUCAGUACGUGGACGACGACAAAGAGACAUCGAGUGAGCCGGCGCGGCAGCCGUCGGUGCUGGCGCUGACGUCACAGACUAAUAGCAGCGCCAUGACCGGCCACAACAGUACUAUAGCCUCCAAGAAAAACAACACCAGAAGUGUUGUGGAUGAUCUAUCGUCUAUGAUUGACACAUUUACAGGGCCGAAGGUAGCUUCGUGUUAUACUUGUAACAAAUGGCCUUUGGGCAUCCCCAGCAACCCGUCCUGCCACGAGGCGUUCCAAUCUGACGACUGGCGUUAUAGGACUAUGAGGAGGUUUUUUCGUGCCCAUUGCUUUCAAAAUAUGUAUAGGACUGGUUGGCGGGUCGAGCCUUUUACGCACCGGUCCGUGACAUACACGAAUGAUAAAGGUCUGAAGCGUGGUUACUACGGGAAUUACGAGGGAGGGUGUUACAAAAGGUUUACAGACGUCAGUGUAGUGUACACGUCGCGUGGGUGUCGGUCCUACUGGCCGGGGCUAGACCGCCACUUCCUAAGUCACAAGUUCGCCCGGCUGGAGGUCAUGCUAAAGGAGAAGAAGGACGCGUGCAUCGCGAGCCCGCACGCGUCGCUGACGCCGCUGGCGCGGGGCAUCUCCCUGUUCAGCCGGCACCACGUGUGCGUCUGCGCUGGCAGGUAUUGCAACGCCGCGAGCAUCAACAACAGCUGUAAACUUUUCUUAUUUAUAGGUUUAGCAUUUGUUAGUCUUUUUAAUUUUAAUUAAAAACUUUAAUUUAUUUUUGUCUUUCUUUUUUACAUAUCUCUAAAUGGUCCUAGAACUUGUGCAAAUUAUGUGCUACCAACUCGAAUACUAAAAGAACACGACUUAGCGUGUAUCGAAAAUUUAAAUAGCUAAAUCAUACACCCUCUAUAGAAUCAGGUUUCUGUCUCGUUCACUCUAACUACACAACGUGUGUAACAGAAAGGAACAAGACAUCUUGUUUACUAGACACACUAAAGACACCUAAAAUCAAUUUCUGAACUAACCAAAACGCUACUAACUUUAACAAGACCAGACACAGACCAAUUUACUGCCAACUUUGAAGAUUCAUACACAAAGUUCUGGACGGAUAUUCGACUCUGUCCUUACCAGUUAGAGUUCAAAUUCGUGUGUGUGGAAAGGGUUGCGGUCUAAAUGAGUUGCUUGUUUGAGCUAUUUAGGAUUAUCAUUAUUGUAUCUUGGUACUGAAAUAGAUUUAAUGUGUCUUCUGAUUUAUUUGAGGCCACGUGGACAAAUUCAUGAGUUUCAAUCGUUAUGACGAUCAGUGGAUUUGUUUUGGAAGUUAAUGGGCUAUUCAUAUGAAUCUUAUUUAUGUUACACAGAUGAACAAAUUCAUAUUGCUCUUUAAAGGAAUUUGUUGAAACUAGUCAGUGGUUAUCUAUCUGUUCUAGUUUAGCUCCAAAAUUGUAGAGCCGAGUUUGUUGUAACUGCAGACCUCAUAAAACUUGCCGCAUUUUACUAGAAAUAGCUCAGUUUUCAGAGUUCCAUACCCAAAGGUUUUCCCAAGUUAUAAAAAAACAAAGUGAAUAAAAACUUUAACAGAUUUGUCAAAUAAUUUAAAUAUUGGUAACAGAUUUAAUAUCACACCAAGAACGAGUUUUCAUUGCCCGUUACACCUGGACGUGCAUUCGAAAUAUUUUAAACACAAUUAUAUCGGUAUCCUGAUCUAUGUAGCAAUAUAUUAAAAUCCUAGCCCGCCCUAAUAAUUUCACCCUGAGCUAUUAAUAAAACCGUAUUUUUAUGGCGUGACAUAUUUUAUUACACCAUCGUUCAGGGUACACGUACGGCCAAAAAAAGUACACACUUUUUGUAAUCAAUUUCAAUUUGUGUGACACCAUGUUUGUUUUAAAAGUUUCUCUCAUU
Messenger RNA from Trichoplusia ni (cabbage looper), 2499 nucleotides. RefSeq lists its product as uncharacterized. The record is from RefSeq and is a predicted model, not a curated record. NCBI's taxonomy places the organism in Eukaryota, Metazoa, Arthropoda, Insecta, Lepidoptera, Noctuidae. Bases 298 to 1359 code for a protein of 353 amino acids. The transcript has a single exon.